Messenger RNA from Lingula anatina, 3780 nucleotides. RefSeq lists its product as uncharacterized. The record is from RefSeq and is a predicted model, not a curated record. Gene Ontology annotation, molecular function: G protein-coupled receptor activity. Gene Ontology annotation, cellular component: endoplasmic reticulum membrane. Lineage: Eukaryota; Metazoa; Brachiopoda; Lingulata; Lingulida; Lingulidae. Gene Ontology annotation, biological process: GPI anchor biosynthetic process; G protein-coupled receptor signaling pathway.
AUUCGGAAGAUUAAUUUAUAAUUAUGGUCAAUAAAGGAUAAUAAGAACGGCAGUGUGGAGCAUAAGGGCCUGUAUCUCAUUUAAUACUGAGUUGUGAAGCAGGAUGAAAAUAAAGAAAUCUGUCUUCAUUCUGGGUUGUGUUUGCCUAGAGGUAUUGGGUUUCUUGGUUUUUCUGAAAGGGUUUUUCCCAGUCAAAUCAGCAAUAUCAGGUCAUGCAUCUUUCAUGGAUCUACCACCUCAGCCAAUACAAGACAAGUUCACCCAAACUGAAACUCCUUCACUCCCAGUCCCACCCUUGUUUGGGAGAAUGGUCAUUGUUUUAAUAGAUGCACUGAGGGCAGAUUUUGUUUUCAAUACCACCAAAGACCGGGGCAUGCCUUAUGUUAAAGAUCAGAUUACUAAACAAGAAGCUGUGAGUUUUGUGGCUAAGGCACAUCCUCCAACUGUAACUAUGCCAAGAAUAAAGGCAAUGACUACUGGGGGAAUACCAGGUUUUAUAGAUGUGGUACUCAACUUUGACUCUAAAUCUCUGACUGAAGACAAUUUUAUCACACAGCUUCAUAGAAAUGGGAAGAAAAUUGUGUUUUAUGGAGAUGACACCUGGAUCCGUUUAUUUCCUGGGCAUUUUCUCCGUGAAGAUGGGACUACUUCAUUCUUUGUUACUGACUAUACUGAGGUAGAUGACAAUGUCACUAGGCAUUUGCCAGAUGAGCUGGAGAGAACAGACUGGGAUGUCAUGAUCCUUCAUUACCUGGGCCUUGACCACAUUGGUCAUCUGGCUGGACCACAUAGUCCACUUAUGGGACCAAAGUUGAAGGAGAUGGAUGGAAUAAUGGAGAAAAUACACAAAGCUGUGAUAAAACAGGACAGUGACCUAGAGCUGCCCACCCUUGUGGUCCUGUGUGGAGAUCAUGGCAUGAGUGACCAGGGAAGUCAUGGGGGGUCUUCUGUUACUGAAGUCUCCACACCACUGGUUUUGCUCAGUUCACUCUACUCAAACAAGAAAGGUGUCCAGUUUGAUUGGUCCACACUCCAGCAGAUUGACCUAGCGCCCAUUCUGUCCACCUUGAUGGGGGUUCCCAUUCCCCAGAACAGCCUGGGAGCACUGCCCACAGAUGUCCUAUGGAAGUAUGACUUGAGACUGGCACUGAGGGCAAUGCAACUGAAUGCACACCAAGUGGCCCUUGUGUACAAACAAAAUGUGGCCAAUUAUGAAAAAGAGUUUGUUUUUAUUCAGUAUGAGCAAGCCAUCAAAAAACAUGAAUCAUGGCUUCAAAUGUAUUAUAACAAAGAAGUAGCUCUUGAUGAGCAGUCAGCGUAUCAUGUUAUGAAAGCUUACAGGGAUUCAGUUGUUGCCAUGAGAGACCAAGUUGCAAGAUCCCUAGCCAGCUAUGACCUGUAUGCUAUGACAAUAGCUAUCUUCCUCCUUUGCAUGGUACCAAUGGGAAUUCUUGCUGCUCUCUUCUCACCAGAUGGCAGUAGUGUACAGGUCCCCAGUUGUGGCACUGUGAGGUGGUUGUGUGUGGCCAGUGGUGUGGUAGCAGUGGCAGGGCACUUCACUGUGUGCACAACCUCUUACAAGAGUGAGCUGCUGUGUCCUGGGACCAGUGGUUUUCCUGCUGUUAUUCUAGUUGUGGUAACCGGUGGUAUUGUCUUCACCAUGGGAGCCAGUGGGAUACUUUUGUUUACAGCAUUUUUGGCUGUAGUGAGAUCGUUAUUGAUGCAGAUGACCAGGCUACCAAUUCUUACAAAAUGCUUCCUGCUAGGAAACGUCUUACACACUAUAAGCUUGUUGUCCAGCAGUUUUGUGGAAGAGGAGCACCAGACCUGGUAUUUCUUUACCAUGACAGUACACAUGGCUAUCACCGGCCUUGCUAUAUGGAGUUACAAGGACCAACUAGAGGAUGAGAACAAAAUAUCAGGUGCUGUUUCUACGACUCUAAAAGAUGCUUGUAACACUGACCAAACAAAUUGCAGGAAGCAUGACCAGAAGCAUGCAGAACAAACAGGAAAUUGUUUCAGGACAGUGGUGCAUCCCUCCUCUGAACUUCAUGAAAUCAGCCCUGGUAAUGAACUUCACAGAAAUACAUCAAGUGUGUCAAAUGAAAAUACUGGAAAUUCAAGGAGAAAAGCAUCUUCACAUGUUAACCAUUGGACUGUGUUUGGAAUGCUUAUAGUUCUGAUGCUUUGUCGCUUGCUUCGUUCAUGGAACCAGACUGGGAUAAAAUGGGCAGAUCAGACUGAUAUUGGGGACUGGUUGGUCAGCCCUGAAAACAAAUCGGCCUUAUCUGUGAUAGUUGUGGUUUCUCUUGCUGUGAUCACUUUCCUUUUGAUGUCACUCACAGAUGACCACUUUCUGAAGAUAAUGGUGUUUAUUGCGGCAGUGGGAAUUUCUACCUUCAAAGCUGCAAAUGGUGGUCUUGUGUUACCUGGAAUAUAUUCAGAAGUCACAAAAGGUGUGCUGGAAGCCAGGGUUGUUUAUGCUGUGGUAGCAUUAAGUCUUCUGUAUACAGCUCACAAGACUGUCAGGAAUCUCAAGUUACAGCCAUAUAACACACAAACAUUUUUACAGCUGACAAAAUCGCUUUUAGUUUUAUGGACAUUGACCAUAACAUUGCUAAUGAGACCACAUAACAUUCCCCUGGUUGCACAGAUACUGCUGCAGCAAGUUUUGAUCUCUCACUGUGUUGUUGAUAUUGUGGAAGCAUUUUCUGAAGAUUCCAGUGUGAUAUUUUUAUAUAUUUGGAUGGGAAAUGCUGCAUUCUUUUACCAGGGAAACUCAAACAACAUUACAACAGUUGAUGUAUCAGCUGGCUAUGUUGGUUUAGAUGGAUACAGUCCUGUCUUGAUUGGGACACUAAUGUGUGCUGCCACCUAUGCAGGGCCAGUAUUCUGGUUCCUUGCAUUGUUGGUGAAACUAACAGAGAGAUGUGUUCUACGUGGUAAAGUUGGGAAGCAGUUAAGGGAAAGCUUUAUUCAGCUAGCAUGUCUACUCAUUUUAAGUCAGAGUAUUCCCAAUGCCGUGUAUACAGUUCUAGUCACACUCCAACGGUACCACUUGUUUGUGUGGAGCGUCUUCUCUCCGAAGCUGCUAUAUCAAGGAAUGACAUUGUUGGUGACUUUUCUGCAAGUGGUGUUUAUUUUUAUGGCAAGUUUUAUGCUUGAAAAAGUUCUCUUAAUCACGAAUUAACACCUUCAUGGAGAACAGUGUUGUAUUAAUGAAAGGGAAAACAUCAAGUGAGAUUUUAGGGGAGAGUGGAGUAUGGUACAUUCCCCAACUAGCAAGUGUGGUGCAACACUGAGUAAAAGCUGAUGGAAUAAAACUGUGAGCAUUUUCCAGUUGUUUUCUAGAAUUAUGUUGAAUUAUGGUAAUUACUUUUAUGACUUCAGUAAAAGUACCACAAAUGAUAUGUAGAAAUAAAAUGAUUUAAUGAAUCCAAAAUUAUGUAAUACAAUCUGAAUGAUUGAUAAUUUUUACCCUUUGAAAAGAUCAAGUCAUUACUGUAGCCUUUUACACAUUUGCUAAAAAGAUAGAUAAGUAAUUUUUUCUUAAUGAGUAUAUUUGAAUUUUAUCAAUUAUAUUCCAUUUGAUAUGGUUUGGGCUUUUAGGGUCUACUUGGAUAUCUCAGCUUAAUAAUGCAUAUUCAGUAUACAUUAAUUCACAGAAUAUCUGAUCAGAUGCUCAGUGGAGUAAUGUGUACAUGCCUUGAUGCUUUAUCUACACUCCCAACAAAACCAGUUAUGAUAAGUUGAAUUUUAUUGCUAAUGUGAGGAAAUGUU